AUGAAAAAAACAUCUAUGAUCCCCUCCCAGCCAAUCUUUGCAAAUUUGAUUAGUGGAUGCUUGAAGGCAAACAAAGUUAAUAAGGCAUGGGAGAUUUUUGAUUCCAUGAGAUUAUCUUUCCAUCAACCUGAUGAGGUUAGCUUUACAUUGAUGCUUCAUGCUUGUGCUAAGAUGCAAGAAACCUACGGCUUUCAACCGGAUGGAAUCACCUAUAAUACCCUGCUGACCGCAUGUGCUAGAAAAAAGGAUUUGGGUCAAGCCAGAAAUAUUUUACGAACAAUGUGGAGCGAUGUCGAAAAGAAUGGAUCACAAUCAUUGUUAGCACCAGAUAGUCAAACCUUUACGAACUUGUUUUGGUGUUAUGCUAGUUACAUCCCUUCUGGAUCAGCACAGAUCAACAGUCCGGUAACAGCUACUACAGGCGUAGAAAUGUCGACACAGCGUCAGUCAUUACCUUUGGACUUACCUAAUAAACGAUCCAAGGUAGUGAAAGAAGCACAAUGGAUUUUUAGCCAGUUACCAGAUCUCGGAAUUAAAGCGACACCGGCUUUGUUGACCGCUUAUUUAGCCUUGCAUAUCUCUCAAAAACAAACCAGCAAAUCCAUAGACAUUUAUACAGAUUUAUUUGAAAAAUUUGAUAUUCAGAAAGAUGCAUUUGUGUUCCAACAUAUGCUCCAGUACAGCUAUAACAAUAAGGACAGCAAAAUGGCUUGGAAAGUAUGGGAAGAUUAUCAAGAUUUUUUGGAAGCUAGACGAGACGAUUCUAAGACGGGUACUAUCAUUGAACAAAAGACAAAAGAUUCGGAAAAAAAUGCGCUAGCGAUCAAAGAAGGUUGGACUGGCUUACAACAACAAAAGAUGGCAGCUUUGAUGGCUAAUACACUUGCGAGAUCUAACGAUCUGAAGAAUGCUCUUACUACAAUGCACCCACCUAAAUUGCGUGAUAUGAUGCCCCUUUAUAACAAAUGUAUUCAGUUAGAAGACCUGGAUGCCAAAAGAGAAUUAGUCUAUAUUUGUGUGAAAGAACCUCGAAAUCUUGCUAAUUCCAAGUACAAGCGUGUGAAUAAUUAG
Messenger RNA from Mucor mucedo, 1071 nucleotides. RefSeq lists its product as uncharacterized. Gene Ontology annotation, molecular function: protein binding. Lineage: Eukaryota; Fungi; Mucoromycota; Mucoromycetes; Mucorales; Mucoraceae. The record is from RefSeq and is a predicted model, not a curated record. The coding region runs from base 1 to 1071 and encodes 356 amino acids. The transcript has 4 exons.